AUGUCCAGAACUCGUCGCGUCUUUGCACCAAAACUCGCUACAUCUAAAUCAAAAAUUCAAUCCUCAUUAACCGCAGACCCCGGAGAAUACCUCAUGAAAAUCUCCGUCGGUACGCCCCCUGUAAACUUCCUAGCGAUUGCGGAUACCGGUAGCGACGUGACGUGGAUACAAUGCAAGCCAUGCACCGAAUGUUACGAACAAAAAGCUCCUCUGUUCGACCCCAAAAAAUCCUCCACUUACAAAAAACAACACUGUAAUUCAAUAAAUUGUCACGCUUCGGGGCUUUCUUGCGAUGACAAACAAUUUUGUACUUAUAGCUACACAUACGGAGAUGGAUCGUUUAGCGCGGGCGAUAUGUCCUCCGAUUCAUUCACAUUCGAAUCCACCUGGGGAAAGCCGGUCGUUCUCCCCAAAAUAACCUUUGGUUGCGGACACAGCAGUGGGGGCAAUUUCGACAACGUGACUGACGGCAUUGUAGGCCUCGGCAAUAGUGACCUGUCGAUUAUUAAUCAGCUCAGUUAUACUAUUAAUGGUAAAUUUGCGUAUUGUAUGGUGCCUGUAAAAGUACUAAAUGCCUCGAGCAAAAUCAAAUUCGGAAGCGACGCGGUCGUGUCAGGCUAUGGCGCACAGAAGACUCCGUUCUUCGCCAAAAAUGCUGACACAUUUUACCAUCUCGACCUCAAAGGCGUCAGCGUUGGCGAAACCAGGUUCAAAUUCGAGACAAAAGCACACGGAAACCGUGUGAAUAGCAGUGAUGGGAAUAUUAUUAUUGAUUCAGGGACAACAUUGACGUUUUUACCCAGUGAAGUUUACAGCAAGGUUGAAACAGAAUUCAAGAGAAAGACAUCUUUGAAGCCAGUCCAGGGAGACCUGGAAUUUAGCCUCUGCUAUAAGAACGAGAAGGGGUUCGAGAAAAAGGUGCCGAAAAUAACGUUUCAUUUUUCGGGAGCUGAUUGGGAGUUGAGUGCGGUGAAUAGUAUGUUGGAGAUUGAAGAAGGUAAGAUUUGCUUCACCAUUGGAGAUGCAGAGCAGAUAGGUAUCCAGCCGAUAUUUGGGAAUAUGGCGCAGAUGAAUUAUGCGGUUGGGUAUGAUCUGAAGGAGAAGAGCCUGUCGUUUAAGAGAACUGAUUGCAUCAAACAGUAG
Molecule: messenger RNA, 1143 nt
Organism: Daucus carota subsp. sativus
Lineage: Eukaryota; Viridiplantae; Streptophyta; Magnoliopsida; Apiales; Apiaceae
Product: aspartic proteinase CDR1
Exons: 1
Coding region: 1-1143 (380 amino acids)
Biological process (GO): proteolysis
Cellular component (GO): extracellular region
Molecular function (GO): aspartic-type endopeptidase activity
Source: RefSeq, a predicted model, not a curated record